UAACCUGGUCAAGAUCCCUCGGUGGCCCACCUCUAGUCAAGUACCGCCACCAUGCCCAAUACAUUGCUUGCCACACUCAUUUACUUACUUGGCCGGAGUUCCAUGUGGAAGCAUUGCAUCAGCUUCUUCCUAAUUCAGGGGAAUUUGCAACGGUUAGGUUUUGUUGCACGAUUUGCAAAAUCGAUCGUGAUGGUACCUGCAGGUUAUGGCGGCGUCUCCGAGUUUCCUUUCCUUAAGUUCGCGGUGGCGGUGCUUGGAGUGUACUUCGUUGCGGUGCUUAUUCGCGGAGCGAGCAGGAAAUUGCCUCCGGGACCGGUUGGUUUUCCCAUCAUAGGCUCAGUCCAUUUGCUCGGCCCCAGAAGUCAUGUCAGUCUCGCACAGCUUGCGAGGAAGUAUGGCGCGCCGUUGAUGUCGCUGUACUUGGGUCAGAAGCUGUUUGUCGUGGCGUCGUCAGCUGAAGCUGCGAUGGAGGUUCUUAAAAAGCAGGAUGCGGUGUUCUGCUCGCGACCGCCACUUAGAGGAUUCAAAGUGAUCUUUCCUCACGACGUGACGUUCGCGGAUCUUACUCCUGAAUCGAACUACCUAAGGAAGUUUAUUCGGUUGCAUCUGACAACCGCGAGGAGUAUUGAAGCCUUCCAGCAUAUUCGAGUUGAUGAGAUGCUACAGAUGGUGCGAUCUAUUGUUGCGUCUCCUAGAGAUGUGGUCGUGAACCUGAGGACAAGCCUGGAGGUGAUGACGGCUAAUGUUCUCACUCGUUCGAUUAUUGGGAAACGGUUCAUGGGUCGGACGGGGUUAAGUGAAUCCGAAAAGAAGGAGAUCAUGGAAUUUAUUCACAUCGCUGCAGAGAUAGGCGAGUGCUUGGGUGCAAAGAAUCCUGGAGACCUCAUCCCCGCCCUCAAACUGGUCGAUUGGAAUGGACUGGACCAGCGUAUGAAAAAUCUCCGACGUAAGAUGGCAACGUUUCUCGCAAACAUUGUCAGGGAACGACGUGAGAAGAGUUCAUUGGGGACGUCAAACCCGCCCGGCAAGGAGAUGCUUGGUGUGCUCUUGGAUGAAAUGGAAAAUGCUGCUGCCGGAGAAAAAAUCACCGAGGACAUUCUAAAUACCAUCAUCUGGGAAUCUUUUACAGCCGGAAUGGAGACAACUGUUCUAGCAACCGACUGGACCUUGGCGGAGGUUCUCCGCAAUCCGGAAGUAUUACAGAAAUGUCAAGCAGAACUCGACGCAGUGGUAGGACGGAACCGAAGAGCCCAAGAAUCAGACAUCCCAGACCUGCACUACAUCAAGGCGGUUGUGAAGGAAUCAUUUCGGCUACAUCCCGUGAUCCCCCUGCUCAUACCGCAUUAUUCGCAUGACCCAAUUAAGGUCUUGGGGUACGACAUCCCCGCCCACACACAGCUCUUAAUCAACGUGUGGGCGAUCGGAAGGGACCCCAAGGUAUGGGCUGACCCACUCAAGUUUCAUCCGGAGCGUUUCCUAGAAGGGCCACAUCGCGAGACUGAAAUGUUCGGCAAGAGCUUUAAUCUCUUGCCGUUCGGAUCAGGCCGCCGGGCAUGCAUGGGCAUAACGUUAGGCACACUCCUGGUGGAAGCCAGCGUCGUUGUCCUUCUCCACUCUUUCGAUUGGAUUCUGCCAGCAGAGGGUAUUGAUAUGACCGAAGGACAGGGCCUCUCGGUCCGUAAGAAUGUUCCGGCGUGCGCGUUUGCCACUCCUCGACUGCCACCCCACGUCUACGCCGAAUGAAGUUUGAAAAGGCCCGCUACGACACAAAGUUUCUAUUGAAGUCUUAACACAUUCACUCACAGAAACACAGAUUGUGACUACUAUUACUGUGCAAAUGUACUUGAUUCAUUUAUGCAGAAGCUGCCUUCUCGUCACAGCAGCACUACUAGCUGAACUCUAGGCUAGCGGGAUCACAAGCUUGAUGUAAAGAAUAAUUACUCUAAACUGUACAAUAGCCAAUGUAUCGGUAAUUAUGAUUUACACUCGAAUGUAGUGAGUUGAAUGAACGCAUUUAUCCAACACUCCGGCUUGUUCAAUUCAACUUUCUACGUCCGAAUGUUAUUGAUCAUAUCCUACACUCAGUCGUUGUGGAAAGUGGUAAUACCGAGUGUAGUGCGUAGUUGGACAAAGUGAUGGAGGAAGUGCUUUUGUAAGAAUAUGAGCGACUUGGUCACGAAUCAAAACGUAGUGAAAAUCAAUUUGUCGUGUCUCUUACAGCUUGCGAAUGAAAACAUACUUGAUGUCAAUA
Messenger RNA from Physcomitrium patens, 2251 nucleotides. Its product is annotated as flavonoid 3',5'-hydroxylase 2. NCBI's taxonomy places the organism in Eukaryota, Viridiplantae, Streptophyta, Bryopsida, Funariales, Funariaceae. Gene Ontology annotation, molecular function: iron ion binding; heme binding; monooxygenase activity. The record is from RefSeq and is a predicted model, not a curated record.